Neurospora crassa OR74A is the source of this 2452-nucleotide messenger RNA. RefSeq lists its product as hypothetical. Bases 813 to 1931 code for a protein of 372 amino acids. The record is from RefSeq and is a predicted model, not a curated record. The transcript has 3 exons. Lineage: Eukaryota; Fungi; Ascomycota; Sordariomycetes; Sordariales; Sordariaceae.
GCCCUGUGUAGCGUACAACCAAUAUUUAUAUACACUAUGCAUAGAUAUAUGGUCGGUCCAUGAUCAGUGUCCCAGAAGCUGGCCGGCAAAGGGCAUUCAUUGCAUGUUGAAUCCUGCUCCGCAGUUUUCGCGGUGGCUGGGCCAGUGCCAGAGUGGGGAUGAAGGCUGCCAUGGGCCCGGGUUCGGGCUGCGCCUCCGUCAUCCGGGUCCAGUCCCUCCUUCAAGUGCACUGCACGACAGGCGGGCACCCUGGUCGGUGACCCACCUUCCUUCGGGGGGGUUUUGACUUGCGACAAGACAAGAUUCAGACGAAGACGCCGCCGCUCUCAAACCACAACGUCUUGCACCGACAACCUUGACCAUCGCCAACCUCCCUCUUACUUCCAUUCGACAAGCCGAACUGAUAGCUGUUUUCCAGCGUCUUACCCACCCUUCAGAAUAUCGGCUACUGUUGUGUUUCUGACUUGACCUGUUCCAUCCGACUUCCAACAGUCUGUACUGUCGUCAACUGGAAGCACUUCGGUUUGCUCUAUCACGAGGCUGUCGCACAUUGGCCUGAUUCCAACCCUACCCUACCCAGGGCUACGUACCUGCCGACUGUCAUCCCAACUUCGAAACCCGCCUAGCAGAACCUAAGCCUAGGCGCACCGAGUCUCAAGAAGCUUAUUUCGACGACCGUUGUUCCAUCGAGGAACCAACCAACCCCCUCUCAGCGCCACACCGCGGUGUCGCCAGCUGAAACAAACAACCCGCCAAACUUGACAACCAGGACAUAUCAACACGCCCCGACUCGUCAUCACAGAUUGGCAACAAUGGGCUGGCAAGCUUGGGAGCUCGACCCGGAGAAGAUCCCUCUCUUCAAAUUGAUCUUCCACGUUGCCCAGAUCGUUCUGGCAUUUGUAGUGUGGUGUUUGGAGAUUGCCGUUUUCAAAGCUGAUGAUGUGCCCAUCAACGGCCAAAAUGGCUGGACCUUCGCAGUGUUCUUCAUUUCGAUACCGGCCUGGAUCUACCUAGGCAUGGCCCCGCGAUUUCCUCGGACACGCAAGCUCGCGCAGCCGCAUGCCAUGGUCGCCGUUGACGCCACAUUCGCCAUCAUUUGGCUUUCUGCCUUUUCCACCCAGGCUGCAUUCAACACUGCUGGAUCUUGCAUGUCUGUAUGCGGCAUUAGCAAGGCCAUCGUCGGUCUCGGCUUCUUUGUUUUCCUCUUCUUCUGUGUCACCACGUUCCUGAGCAUCUACACCCUCAUGUACUACAAGUGGAACAACCGCCUCCCCGGUUAUGAAAACCUGCACGCCCGCACCCAGAACAUCGACCCCGACAAGGCUGCCUUUUCGCUCGCCCCGCACGACGAAGAAGCCUACGCGCCCGUCAACAUGAACGACCGGGACGACGAGCACAGCCAGAUUGGCGGCGGCAUCGGCGGCCACUCCGACUACGACGACACCAACACGCACCUCGGCGGCCAGGUUGGCGGCGGUGGACGCUCCGACUACUCAGACCCCUACGGCGCCCCGACGGCUAGCAGCCUCUCGGUCGACCCGUACCGUGGCCACACGCCCCUGAGCAACAUGACCCCCGAUCCGUACCGCGGCCAUACCCCUCUGAGCAUGAAUACGGCCCGCACGCCCGACCCAUACCGCGGCGCCACGCCCUCGACCGAUUUAUCUGCUGAUCCAUACAACCGCGGCGUGACGCCGAGCUACCUGGGAAGCCAAACCAGUCGGUACGGCGCUAGCUCGGUGGCGCCGUCCGAGAACCCGUUCAGACAGGAUAACCCGUUUGACAACGAUAACGAUUAUCAAUCCUCCGUCGGCGGCGGCAGCAGGUACGCGCCGCCUAGUGUGCAUGAUGGGGACUACGAGGAUGAGCCAUCGGCAAGGUUUCCCACUGCGCCCUACGGCCGAGUAGGAAUCGAACGGGGGAAUGUGUAAGAAUGGGAUUAAAAAAAACAGAAGGGUCGAGAAUUCAAGUCAAGGGAUAUGGAUGAGCUGGACUGAUCGACUUUGGAUCUGGAAGCGGAUGCAAUACCGGGUAGCUAUACGCUGCAGCAUGCUUAGGUCAUGUACAAAGUGUCUUGGCUACCUGCUUUCUUUUUUUUUGUUAUUGGGGGCUGGCUGGCACUAGACGAAACAUUUUGGGCUUUUUCUUGUGUAUGUAUGUGUGUAGGCUUUGUUUUAUGGGGUGUCGUUGGCGAGGCGUCACAGGUCCUUGUUGGUUUAUCAUGCAUAGAAACGAGAGAGAUAUCUUCGUGCAUCAACAAUGAAUCACAAAGCUCUCAUAUCGGCUUCAUGGAAUGCUUUGUAUCUGUGUCAUUCUUAUUAAACUCUCCCAUAUUUGUGGAGAUCUACGUAGAACAUGAUUCUAGGUGACAAACAAGAUAUGAUACGAUAUAUGUGGAUGGCUCAAUGGCCCUAAUUCUUUUCAUGUACUUUGAGAAACGCCUAAAACGCCC